Heterocephalus glaber (naked mole-rat) is the source of this 2748-nucleotide messenger RNA. NCBI's taxonomy places the organism in Eukaryota, Metazoa, Chordata, Mammalia, Rodentia, Bathyergidae. The record is from RefSeq and is a predicted model, not a curated record.
GUUGCCAUGGCGCUGUCCCCGGUGCUCGGGAAGCUGCUGCACAAGCGCGUGGUGCUGGCCAGCGCCUCCCCACGCCGCCAGGAGAUCCUCAGCAACGCCUGCAGAAUGACUUUCGUCUCCGCGGGGAGCUGGUGCAUGGACGCAGCCCGCCCUCAUUCCCUGCCUGUCCCCGUAACUGUGCGUGGUAGUCACUAUUGCGUGGAAUGUGGCGGUGCCUUUCUAGGAUCGUGAACCGAGGACUGUGGAGUUACCCUGAGCUGCCCAGCAAUAUCCUGCUUUAUUCACCGCAGCGCUGCCACCAAGCGUAGGGUCAGUGCGGCGUUACUAUGGCUACCAGGCGUUACUAUGGCUACCACGUAGCGGGUACUCUGUGUACCCAAGGAGUACGUGUCUCCCCCGCAGUAGGCCUAGGGCAGCCGCUCCGUUACCGUGGCUACGCAGUGGCGUCCUGCACACCACCCCAGAGCUCUGCCCCAGGAUGCGGAGCCGCCUUCGGGUGAGCUGGUCUGGGCGGGGACACUGGCCGUCGCCUGGGCUGUAGGAUCAGGCAUGCGUCGCCCUUCACACCCUACCUGUGCCGAGCCCGAGGUCCAGGCCUGGGGAAGCGGGGUGCCAGGCCGGGCCGCGUGCACGGGAGCCUCCUUGUCCCUGCGGGUGUCCGCGUGCGCCCCCAGCUCCCUCAGGCCCUCCCCUCUGAUGCUGCCUCCCAGGGUCUCAGGUUCGAGGUGGUUCCGUCCCGCUUCAAGGAGACGCUGAGCAAAUCGUCCUUCCCCAGCCCCUACGCCUACGCCAUGGAGACGGCCAAGCAGAAGGCGCUGGAGGUGGCCACCAGGCUGCACCAGAAGGACCUGCAGGCCCCCGACCUGGUCAUCGGGGCGGACACCAUCGUGGCGGUCGAGGGGCUGAUUCUGGAGAAACCCGUGGACAAGCAAGACGCCUACCGCAUGCUGUCCAGGUUGAGCGGGAAGCAGCACAGCGUGUUCACGGGCGUCUGCGUCGUGCUCUGCGACAGCCGAGAUGGUCAGCUGGAAACGGAAGUCUCGGAGUUCUACGAGGAGACACGGGUGAAGUUCUCAGAGCUGUCGGAGGAGAUGCUGUGGGAGUACAUCCACAGUGGGGAGCCCAUGGACAAGGCGGGCGGCUACGGCAUCCAGGCGCUGGGUGGUAUGCUGGUGGAGGCCGUGCACGGCGACUUCCUCAACGUGGUCGGCUUCCCCCUGAACCGCUUCUGCAAGCAGCUGGCCCAGCUCUACCGCCCACCGAGCCACCAGGACCUGGGCUCCCAGGCCAAGCAGGACUCCAUCCACUGCGUGGACAGCUUCGAGGGCCUCAGCGACCCGGAGCCCAAGCAUGGGGAUGGGGAUGUGGACCUGGAGCCACGCAGUGGACCCAGGGACGCCCGGCCCGCGUUCCCAGCCAGCCUCCUGCGGCUUGUCCACGGCUUCAAGGCAGCCCAGGCUCUGUUCACUGCAUGCAAGCUGAAGGUGUUUGACCUCCUGCAAGAUGGAGCAGCCCGGACUGCCUCAGACGUAGCCGGCAAGGUGAAGGCCUCCGUGUGCGGAACCCGGCGGCUCCUGGAUGUGUGCGUGGGCCUGGGCCUGCUGCAGAAGACGGAGCGAGGUUACAGGAACACAGAGGUGGCUGGCAUGUACCUCGGGUCGCACGGCGAGUACUCCCUCCACAGCUAUAUCCUGCACACCGGCGGUCAUGCCUGGGAUCUCUUCAUGCAUCCGGCGUCCACUGCCAAGGAGGGACGGAGCCACCAGCACCCGGCUGAAGGGACGAAGCCGGGGGACCCCAGCCAGGUCCAGCUCGAGCGGGCCCAGCAGCACCUCCUCCGGGCUGCACACGGGCUGGCCCAGCUGACCGCGCACGAGGUGGCCACCGCUAUGGACCUCUCAAGUUUCAGCUCUGCCUGCCACCUGGGAGGCUGCACAGGCGCCCUGGCCCACGAGCUGGCCCGGGAGUACCCACGGCUCAAGGUGACCGUGUUUGACCUUCCCCACAUCAUCCAGCAGGCACCCUUAUUUCGGCCACAUGGACCAGAAACCGCACAAGUCAGCUUCAUGCCUGGCGACGUCCUCUGGGACCCGUUCCCCGAGGCCGAGCUCUACAUCCUGGCCCCGGCCCUGCCUGACUGGACGGGCAGCGCCGCACAACAGCUCCUGCGGAGGGUGGCCGCCGCCUGCAGGCCCGGGUGUGGCCUGUUGGUGGCUGAUGCCUUCCCCAUGGGAGAGGAAGAAGAGGAGGAGGAGGAGGAGCUGGAUGAGGCGGAGGAGGAGGCAGAAGCAGGCAGUGCCCCGGCUGGCCUGGUGCGGGUGCUGGACCAGCUGGUGUGGCCCAAGGCCGGGGGGUGCAGCGUGGGUGCCUGUUGCCGCUGGCUGGAGCAGCUGGGCUUCUGUGACUUGCAAGUGGCCCCCUCGGGGGACACACAGACUGCGACCCUCACUGUGCUGCUGGGUACCCGGGCCGGGCCCUGAGCCUUCCACCCACUGCGCAUGUGGGCAUUGCCUGGCUGGGGCCCUCAGCUGGCCCCGGUCGACUGGGAGGGCAGGUGUGCAACCGUUGUGCACCAGCUGCGACCAGUAAAGCAGGGGACAUGCGCCGCGGGGUCUGAGAGUGAAGCAGGGAUGUGGCAGCAUCAUCCCAGCGCACUGGGAGGCUGAGGAAGGAGGGUCUAAGUUCUAGCCCAUGCGAGUAACCUAAAGACCUAGCGAGACUCGGAAUAAAAUAAUGAAAUGGAAAAGC